GAUGCAACCAGAAUGUCAACAACAUGCCGCCGCCAGAAUCGUUAGCAAGAAAAGAUACCGGAGACGGUAGGACUGACAGACAACAAAGACAUGAAGCUAAGCAGUCAUCCAGCAACAUCGUCUCCUUAAUAGCUCAAUUUGCAGACGAUCAUUUAACUCUUGUACGGAAUCUAAGCACUGGGAUAGCUGUGGCUGGUGUGAUUAUAAUUGCCAGAAGUAUAAAACUGGUGACCAAGUUUCAUUCAGUUUCUCAGAUUCCCCUGCAUUUUGUGGAGCGGAAUGUCACUCUUUACGGGAAGGUCCGUUCGGUUACAGAGACAGGUCUUACAGUGGAGCAUGUCCCAGUCUAUUUGCCUGUCAUCUCUUCAUUACUUCACAAAAAGCAUAAUAUGUGUCCAAGUCCAUUGCAGGUACAUCUUGCUGGAGUAGAGCUCACUCCAGAAGGCAGGCAAUGGCUACAAGAAAACUUGCUUCCUGCUAAAAUGGUUUGGAUCAAAUUAAUCAGCCGAGAAGAUGACAUAAUUUAUUGCCUCGUGUCCCAAAACAAGGGGGUGGUGUGGACCUACUGUAUCAACGAGGAGCUCCUCAGACAAGGUUUGGCUCGCACUGCUCCCAUCACAGGGCUUCUUCCUGACUCCUGGCUUUACUGGCAACUGCACAGGCGACUGCACAGGGCAGAGGUCAAAGCAGAGAGAAAGAACCGGGGCCUGUGGAAGGAGGACAGCUUCUGGGAACGAGUAAAGAAAGCACUGAGGGAAAACAAAAUCUUCAGUCUGAUCAGGAGAGUUUUUACCAAGACGUGAGGACUAAUCGAGUUAUGAUGAAGUAUGCAAAGACAUGUCCAUCCUUGAACUAACUAUGCUUUUGCACAUUCAUCCAGAGAUUAAAUUAAAUAUUUCAAUCACUUAUCAAUCAUUUCUGCCAUUUUAAAUAAACUGAC
Periophthalmus magnuspinnatus is the source of this 940-nucleotide messenger RNA. It is a transcript of the gene miso1, whose product is annotated as c18h3orf33 homolog (H. sapiens). The record is from RefSeq and is a predicted model, not a curated record. The coding region runs from base 24 to 803 and encodes 259 amino acids. Lineage: Eukaryota; Metazoa; Chordata; Actinopteri; Gobiiformes; Gobiidae. The transcript is spliced from 5 exons.